Clunio marinus is the source of this 210-nucleotide messenger RNA. Lineage: Eukaryota; Metazoa; Arthropoda; Insecta; Diptera; Chironomidae. The record is from the annotation of a GenBank genome assembly.
AUGAAUAAUGAUAAAAGUUCAUUAGCCAAGCAUUUAUCGAAUGAUUUGAUUAGCGUAAAAUUCAUUUGGGAUGUUUUACAAGUCACUCAAAGUUGCGUAAAUGUUUCAGGAAUCACCUCGUUCAAUGCUCUUGACCAAACUCUCAACGAAGUCUUGUUUGAGCGUAACCACAUGAAAAAUACAGAAAUAUUAAAAUUCAUGAAAUUUUGA